AUGGAGAAGGCUGAGGAGAUGGAGAGAGGGGGGAGGGACAGGGAGGGUUUGGGGGAGAGGGAGGGUUUGGCGGGGAAGGAGAUUUGGGCGGAUCUGGGGACGGGGAGUGGGGCUAUCGUUGUGGCUUUGGCUCGGGAAUUACUCAAGAGGAGGGAGAAAAGGGAGCAGCAAUGCAGGGAGGGCAGAGGAGAGAGGAGCGGGGAUGGAGAGAGGAGAGGGGAUGGAGAGAGGAGAGGGGAUGGAGAGGGUGGGGGGAUGGGAGAGCGAGGAGGGUUAGGAGAAGAGGUGGUGGUGGUGGCGGUGGAUGCGAGUGCAGUGGCGUGUGAGGUGGCGACAUUGAAUGCGGCGAGAUAUGGGUUACAGGUGAGAAUGCUGCCAAAACCCCUAAACCUGGUGGACGGGGAAGGGGAAGGGAUGGGAGAGGAGGUGGUGGUAUUGGUGGCGGACGCGAGUGCAGUCGUGUGUGAGGUGGCGGCAUUGAAUGCGGCGAGAUACGGGCUACAGGAACGCGUAUACGUGACAUGCGGUGAUUGGUUCAUUCCUCUUUAUACGAGCAUGCGUGGUUUGUUGCAUGGCAUAGCGAGCAACCCCCCAUACAUCCCAUGCCAUCUGCUGCCCUCCCUGCUAACGCAGUUCCUCUCCUCACUCCCUUUCCAAUUCUUCAGGAACACAUACACGUGGCACAUGGUGAUUGGCCCGCGCUCCUCCAUAAGAUGGGCAUGCAUGGUAAAUUGCAUGGCAUAG
This is a messenger RNA of Closterium sp. NIES-65, 744 nucleotides long. Lineage: Eukaryota; Viridiplantae; Streptophyta; Zygnematophyceae; Desmidiales; Closteriaceae. The record is from the annotation of a GenBank genome assembly.